CCGCCUCUCCGGGAGACGACGACACGCCUGAUGAGUGCCUGACGUUCCAGCGCGAGGCAGACAGCGACGCAGAGAGAGACAAAGCGGGCAAUAAAGGCAGCCGCGCGCGAGCGAGGGAAGGGAGCGAAGCAAAGCACAUCACGAGCCCAGCCUGCGCCUGCGGAGGGAGGGGGCUCAUUAAAGAGGGGGCGCGAGCGCGACCGGCCGCGGGGAGCAAGCAGCGCGCGAGAGAGACAGGUUGAGAUGGCGAUGCCGUAUGCCUCUCUUUCCCCGGCAGGCGCCGCCGACCACCGCUCCUCCACAGCCACGGCGUCCCUCGUCCCCUUCUGCCGCUCCACUCCGCUCUCCGCGGGCGGCGGGCUGGGCGAGGAGGACGCCCAGGCGAGCGCGAGGUGGCCGGCCGCGAGGCCGGUGGUGCCGUUCACGCCGGCGCAGUACCAGGAGCUGGAGCAGCAGGCGCUCAUAUACAAGUACCUGGUGGCGGGCGUGCCCGUUCCGCCGGAUCUCGUGGUUCCAAUCCGCCGCGGCCUCGACUCCCUCGCAACCCGCUUCUACGGCCAACCCACACUCGGGUACGGACCGUACCUGGGGAGGAAACUGGAUCCGGAGCCCGGCCGGUGCCGGCGAACGGACGGCAAGAAGUGGCGGUGCUCCAAGGAGGCCGCCCCGGACUCCAAGUACUGCGAGCGCCACAUGCACCGCGGCCGCAACCGUUCAAGAAAGCCUGUGGAAACGCAGCUCGCGCCCCAGUCCCAACCGCCCGCCGCCGCAGCCGUCUCCGCCGCUCCGCCCCUGGCAGCCGCCGCCGCCGCCACCACCAACGGCAGCGGCUUCCAGAACCACUCUCUCUACCCGGCCAUCGCCGGCAGCACUGGUGGUGGAGGAGGAGUUGGCGGGUCCGGCAAUAUCUCCUCCCCGUUCUCCUCGUCGAUGGGGGGAUCGUCUCAGCUGCACAUGGACAGUGCUGCCAGCUACUCCUACGCAGCUCUUGGUGGUGGAACUGCAAAGGAUCUCAGGUACAACGCUUACGGAAUAAGAUCUCUGGCGGACGAGCACAACCAGCUGAUCGCAGAAGCCAUCGACUCGUCGAUAGAGAGCCAGUGGCGCCUCCCCAGCUCGUCGUUCCCGCUCUCGAGCUACCCACAUCUCGGGGCGCUGGGCGACCUGGGCGGCCAGAACAGCACGGUGAGCUCGCUGCCGAAGAUGGAGAAGCAGCAGCCGCCCUCGUCCUUCCUAGGGAACGACACCGGGGCCGGCAUGGCCAUGGGCUCCGCCUCCGCGAAGCAGGAGGGCCAGACGCUGCGGCACUUCUUCGACGAGUGGCCCAAGGCGCGGGACUCCUGGCCGGGCCUCUCCGACGAGACCGCCAGCCUCGCCUCGUUCCCCCCGGCGACCCAGCUGUCGAUGUCCAUACCCAUGGCGUCCUCCGACUUCUCCGUGGCCAGCUCCCAGUCGCCCAACGGUGAGUCGCGUACGUUCCUGCUGGCCACGGACCGAAGGUGAAAGGUUGUUGCUGGUUUACUGAUAGGAGACAACCAUGUCUGGUCUCUGCAGAUGACUAAUGGUGCGUGGAUCGUCGCGUUCUGGCCCUUUGUCUGUCUUCCCUCCAGUCCUCCACCCACCGCGCAGUAGUAGCUGCGGAAACAGCCCAUGCUCCUGUAUAUUUGUCGGUCAUUUUCCGUGUCAGAUCUGUGUACCAAACCAAGCGGCGGCGGCCGUCGUCUCUCCCCGCCUCCGCCUCGCCUCAUGUGGGUGGGUGAACAUGAGACCGUUUUGCUUAGGCUCAAAGCUUUGUGUGACCCCACUGAUCGGUUGUCUGCGUACUA
This is a messenger RNA of Zea mays, 1826 nucleotides long. It is a transcript of the gene GRF1, whose product is annotated as growth-regulating factor 1-like. Gene Ontology annotation, cellular component: nucleus. Gene Ontology annotation, molecular function: ATP binding. The transcript has 4 exons. Bases 244 to 1503 code for a protein of 419 amino acids. Lineage: Eukaryota; Viridiplantae; Streptophyta; Magnoliopsida; Poales; Poaceae. Gene Ontology annotation, biological process: developmental process; regulation of DNA-templated transcription; DNA-templated transcription. The record is from RefSeq and is a predicted model, not a curated record.